This is a messenger RNA of Solanum verrucosum, 2626 nucleotides long. Its product is annotated as putative pentatricopeptide repeat-containing protein At1g09680. Bases 1 to 1836 code for a protein of 611 amino acids. The transcript has 2 exons. Gene Ontology annotation, molecular function: protein binding. The record is from RefSeq and is a predicted model, not a curated record. Lineage: Eukaryota; Viridiplantae; Streptophyta; Magnoliopsida; Solanales; Solanaceae.
AUGUUCACAAUGACCAGCUCAAGAAAAGCACUAAAAAACACCCUUUCUCCUCCCUUACACCACCUCUCCACCACUACCCCCACCACCCCUCCAUGGUUCACCCCUCCCCCACCCCCACCCCACCACCAUCAAGAUUCAACAGACCCAAUACUCAAAACCCUCUCAGAAGCCAUAAAAAACUCUCCUUCUAAACCCCUUCAAGUUUCCCUCAAACCCCUCCUUCCAUCUCUUAAACCUCAUCACAUAAUCAACCUCAUUAACCUUAAUCCUCACUCUUUAACCCCUUCUUCUCUUCUCUCCUUCUUCACAUGGCUUUCAACUUCCAACCCUUCAAGAUUUUGCCACACACUUCAUACUUAUUCCACUAUGACCCUUUUUCUUUACACCCACAAAAUGUAUCCACAAGGUCACUCUUUUAUCAACACUAUUGUUUCAAGAAAAGGUAAAGACUCAGCCUUUACUGUUUUUCAAGCAUUCUUGAAAGCUAAAGGUACAAACUUUACAUCUUUUGUGAAUAUUUUGAAUGGCGUUAUUGAUGCUUAUUUGGAUUUGGGGUUUGUUUCUGAUGCUAUACAGUGCUUUAGGCUUAUUCAAAAGCAUAAAAUUAACUUCCCAUUUCAAGGUUGUACUAAGGUUCUUGAGUAUUUGAUGAAGCUUAAUUCACCAAUGGUAGCUUUUGACUUUUAUAAGGAGCUUUUGGAUUAUGGGUAUCCUGCAAAUGUGUAUUUCUUUAAUGUUUUGAUGAGUAAGUUGUGUAAGGAAGGUAAAAUGAUGGAAGCCCGGUCGGUGUUUACUGAGAUGUGGAAGAGGAGUUUGAGACCUAGUGUUGUUAGUUUCAAUACUUUGAUUAAUGGGUAUUGUAGAUUAGGUGAUAUGGAUGCAGGGUAUAGGUUGAAAAAAGAAAUGGAGGAAAGAAGAAUUUCCCCUGAUGUUUAUACGUAUAGUGCUUUAAUCAACGGUCUUUGCAAGAAGUUUUGGAUGAGCGAUGCGAAUGAGUUGUUUAAUGAGAUGUAUGUUAAAGGUUUGGUUCCUAAUGUUGUUAUUUUCACGACUUUGAUUAAUGGCCAUUGCAAGGAUGGUAGUGUUGCUUUGGCUAUGGACACUUAUCAACAAAUGCUGAAGCAAGGGGUGGAACCAGAUUUAAUCACAUAUAACACACUUGUCAAUGGACUUUGUAAGAGUGGGGAUUUAGGGGAAGCGAGGAAGCUCAUUCAUGUGAUGGUUGAAAAGGGCUUGAAGCCCGAUAAGAUCACAUACACAACAGUUAUUGAUGGAUGUUGUAAGGAGGGAGAUUUAGAUGGAGCAUUUGAGAUAAAAAAAGUAAUGGUUGAUAACAAAAUUGAACUUGAUGAUGUAGCAUAUACAGCCCUUAUUACAGGUUUGUGUCGACAAGGGCGAACAGUUGAUGCAGAGAGGAUUUUAACCGAAAUGUUGAAUGUCGGUUUAAAGCCUGAUGACCCCAUUUAUACUGUGGUUAUCGAUGGUUUUUGUAAGAAGGGAGAUAUUAAGAUGGGUUUUAAGUUGCUAAGGCAGAUGCAAAGUAAUGGACACGCACCUAAUGUUAUAACUUACAACGUGCUCUUGAAUGGUCUAUGCAGACAAGGACAGAUGAGAAAUGCUGAAAUGCUAUUACAAGCGAUGCUUAAUCUAGGUUUGAAUCCGGAUGACAUUACCUAUAACAUUCUCUUGGAAGGGCAUUGCAAGCAUGGGAAUCCUGAUGAAUAUGAUAAGCUACGUGGUGAAAUGGGGCUUGUUCACGACUAUGCUACUUAUACUUCACUAGUUGGUAGCUUAAGUAGGAGCUCAAAACGUCAGCCUAAGAAGUCUUUCAUGUAAUCAGAGAGCUCAAAUCAAUGAAACUGUGCGGGCUCCCCUUGCUCUCCUUGGGAAAUGAGUCUCAUGGUGAUCCAUGGAACUUCGAGGGGUUAUGUGAAUGUGAAUUUAUUCAUCUUUCCUGCUUUUAUGAGUAUUGAUGGAUCACUCGAGCGCAUACAUUGGGGUUCAUCAUGUUGGCAUUUGGGUUGUAAAUUGCAGUUGAGGCAGUCCAUUCUUUCAGUUUAUGAAUCUAGCUGGAGUUCUGAUCAGACUGCUUCGUAACUGUUGCCUUAUUGUAGGUGAACUUUAUUCCAUGAAGUUAAUUACACUGUGAAUAAUGAUUAUUUGAGUGGUAGUUUAAUUCAUGCGGCUAGAUAUAAACGAGGUUUAUAGAAGCAGAGGUAAGAAUGAUGCAAGAUGUUAUCCAAAUAAUAUUGAAUGGAUCAGCUCAAGUUUCUCCUGGCUUGUGAAUGAUGCUGUAAGAUGGAUGCCUCAUAGAUGCCAGUGUGUUACAUUUCAUUCGUUGAAGAAUUUUAGAACUGCAAUCUCAACAUGUCAAUGCGCUUCCCUCGGUCAUGUAAAAGGUGUCUUACAGAUGUCCUAAACUAGUCCAUCAAGAUUGCAGUCUUUAUAUACAGCAGUGAUGAAAGCCCAUCUUUUUUCUCUGAUAGUUGAGAAAAAGGCGUAAAAGUCCUAGAGGAAGUGUCUCUAGUUGCCUCGAGGAUCUGGCAGGAGUUAUAUGACGGCAACUAGAACAACAUACCCAGUGUAAUCCCACAAGUGGGGUCUGGGGAGAGUAGAGUCUAUGCAG